Messenger RNA from Ricinus communis (castor bean), 1637 nucleotides. RefSeq lists its product as uncharacterized. Bases 401 to 1303 code for a protein of 300 amino acids. Gene Ontology annotation, molecular function: isomerase activity. The record is from RefSeq and is a predicted model, not a curated record. Gene Ontology annotation, cellular component: cytoplasm. The transcript is spliced from 6 exons. Gene Ontology annotation, biological process: biosynthetic process. Lineage: Eukaryota; Viridiplantae; Streptophyta; Magnoliopsida; Malpighiales; Euphorbiaceae.
UUUCUGCUCCUUUUUUGCUUCAAAAAGUCUUGUCGUGUUACAUUCUUUUUCUCUCUCGAACCAAAAAGUAAAGAAAGCUGAGAGAAUUCACCCUUGAAAUAGUUUUAUUGAACCCCUAAUUAAAUGCCUUUGAGGCCACAAUCUUUAUGCGGAAAUCUUUUUAUUAUUAUUUGUAUACUAUUUUCUUUCGUUUUUCCUUGCAUCUUCUGAGAAACAUACAAAAUGUAAAAGAAACCCCGAUUACAAAAAGACAAACAAAAGUCACUGGACUCCUCUGUCUUCUGCAUCUCUUCCUUCCUCUUAUUUAUUACUUGCUCUUAGUAACCUUGUUCUCCAGUCUCCACCAAACGUAGCCGCUUUGUAUCUAUUUCAUACCAUUAGUCUUCUUUCUCUGGAGGACAUGGGGGAACAACUUGUUAAAUACUUUGUGGUGGAUGCUUUCACCGAUUCGGCCUUCAAGGGGAAUCCAGCGGCAGUAUGUUUAUUGGAGGAAGAGAGAGAUGAUAAAUGGUUGCAAUCUGUAGCUGCCGAGUUUAACCUCUCCGAGACCUGCUAUUUGACUCGCAUCACUGACUCUGACACUAAUAGUUCAAAUCCCAGGUUCCAUCUUAGAUGGUUUACUCCUGUCUCUGAGGUUGAGCUAUGUGGUCAUGCAACACUAGCAGCUUCACACGCUCUCUUUUCAAAUGGUUUGUUGAAUUCGGACAUUAUUGAGUUUGUAACACUAUCUGGGAUUCUGACUGCUAAGAGGAUUCCUGAAACCAGCAAAACUGAUGGUUCAAGCACUCAAAUUGGCAAAACAAAAGAGGACUUCCUUAUCGAAUUAGAUUUCCCUUCUAACCAGACUACUGAAUUCAAUGCUUUUGAUCUGGAUUUGAUUUCCAAAGCCUUGAAUGGUGCUUCCAUAAUUGAUGUCAAGAGGACUACUGCUACCUCAGAUGACCUCCUUGUUGUGCUGCCAUCUGCUAGAGCCGUUACAGAAUUACAGCCACAGAUUGAUGAGAUACUACAAUGUCCUGUGGGUGGGAUCAUUGUUACUGGGGUAGCUCCAUCGGAGUCUGGAUUCGACUUUGUUAGUCGAUACUUCGCUCCCAAAUUCGGUAUCAAUGAGGAUCCUGUCACGGGGAGUGCACAUUGCUGUUUAGCCCCCUAUUGGAGCAAGAAGCUAGGCAAGUCCGAUUUGAUGGCGUAUCAGGCAUCAGCAAGAGGUGGAAUAUUGAAUAUUCAUUUUGACGAGCAGAAGCAGAGAGUGCUGCUGCGAGGGAAAGCUGUCACUGUGAUGGAAGGCUCUCUUCUGGUUUAGAAUUUACGAGCGUUUGUAAUUAUUUCCACUGGGGCUGCUUUCUAUGAUUGAAGUCAUGACUCAUGCUCAUAUUAAAAUAAUGGGCAUUAGCCUCCGCAUUGCCUGGAUUGUUACUUCCUAUUCAUACAAUAGACGUUCUCACAUUGACCCCACCGUCAACAAACCCCAAGCACCACACAUCAACGCCCUCCCUCUCAAUCCUAACCAUUGAAUACCAUCCAAAAAUUUCUCCAGAACACCUCAUCGCUCUCCAUCACCAGAUCAACGGUUGGGACUCCCGGACAUGAUACAUAUAUGCGGGUUAUAAUGAAUUCAAUUUAUUUCUUUUGACUAA